CAGCUGGCAGGAGCGGAAGCAGCCCCGAAAAACGAUGCUACCCCCACUGCUGCUGCUCACAGCGUCCGCAGCGACCGGCUCCACUCCCUCGUUGCGCCGGCUCAUCUCGCGGCGGCCACUCCUCUCGGCCGGCGCUGCGGCGGCGCUGGGCUGGUCUAUCAACGCAGGCCGGCCGCGGGUCUACGCGACCGUGGCCGACAUCCCCGACGAUGAGUUCCGACGCCACGCCACGCUCCGUUGUCGCGUCGUCAAGGUCUCGGACGGCGACACACUGCGGUGCGAGCACGAGCCGCUCUGGAGCGCUCUGAUCCCGAGCGCCGGCGGCCCGAAGAAGGGCAAGCUCUCUGCUCGGAGCCUGUCCGUGCGGCUGUACGCGAUCGACGCGCCCGAGACGGCCAAGGCCGGGCGGCCCGGGCAGCCGCUCGGAGGGGCAGCCACCGCCUUUGUGUCGGCGGCCGUGCUCGGCAAGCUUGUGCAGGUCAAGCUGCUGUCGCGCGACCAGUACGGCCGUGCGGUGGGGGUGGUCUCGGUGGGCGCGCUCAGGCGGCGCGACCUCUCGGAGGCGCUGCUGUCGCAGGGGCUCGCCUUUGUCUACCGCGGCGGCGGCGCGCAGUACGACGGAGACCGCGCGAGGUGGGACCGGCUCGAGGCGGCCGCCAGGCGCCAGAGGCGGGGCGUGUGGGCGACGGGCGGCGCGGUGGAGACGCCGGCCGAGUACAAGCGGCGAGGGAGGGCGCGGGUGUGAGCGAUGCGGGUUCCUAGCCCGUUCUAGUGUUCUCUUUCUCUGUGUGUAAAGGGGGUGGUCCGCCCCCGUAUUACUAACCACGUGAGUAAUUU
Emiliania huxleyi CCMP1516 is the source of this 837-nucleotide messenger RNA. RefSeq lists its product as hypothetical. The record is from RefSeq and is a predicted model, not a curated record. Lineage: Eukaryota; Haptophyta; Isochrysidales; Noelaerhabdaceae. The transcript is spliced from 3 exons. The coding region runs from base 35 to 745 and encodes 236 amino acids. Gene Ontology annotation, cellular component: cytoplasm.